AUGGCACCAGAGGGCAAUGACAACAGCACAGGGGUCGGAAUUUCCUGUAAACCUUAUUUUUCCUGUGUUUUAUUGCGAAUAUUUCCCUACUUGAUAAGUGUUAUCAUAACAUGCGGAAACCUCCUCAUAAUCAUCUCUGUCAUUUACUUCAGACAGCUUCACACUCCUACUAACUAUCUCAUUCUCUCUCUGGCUGUGUCUGAUUUACUUGUUGGUGUUUUAAUUAUUCCUCUCAGCAGGGAAUUCACUUUCGACUACUGCAUGAUUCAUGGAGGUUUGAUUUGCUCAGUACGAAACACUAUUGAUGUCGCACUGACCACAGCUUCAAUUCUGAAUUUAAUGUGUAUUUCUGUAGAUAGAUAUUAUGCAGUGUGUAAACCUCUGACUUAUAAAACUACAAUCACUGUUCAUGUUGUUGUGGUCAUGAUCUUGCUGAGCUGGAGUCUUUCAGUUCUACUGUCCAUUGGUUUUGUGGUUGCAGAAUUAAACUACGCAAAAUGUGGAGAAAACUGUUCUGUUAAUGUUUCUGGACCCCUUUUUUCCUUCUUCCUUCCUAUGAUCAUAAUGAUAUGUAUCUAUGUAAAGAUUUUCUUUGUAGCACAGAAUCAAGCACGCAGCAUCCAAAACACAAGCUAUCAGAGCAGGACGACAGGAGCAGCUGUCAGUAAGAUGGAGAGAAAGGCCACCAAAACUCUGGCUAUUGUCAUGGGUGCCUUCCUAAUCUGUUGUAGUCCUUUCUUCAUAUUUUUGAUGAUUUUUUAUAUCACGCAGGUGUCAGUGUCACUGGUGGUAAUGGAUGUUCUUACUUGGAUGGUAAUGUCAAAUUCAAUGAUCAACCCAUUUAUUUAUGCUUUCUUUUACAGCUGGUACAGGUCUGCCUUUAAAAUACUGAUAUCUGGAAAAGUAUGGCAGGGUCAUUUUUCAAACACCAGGCUUUAA
Dunckerocampus dactyliophorus (ringed pipefish) is the source of this 939-nucleotide messenger RNA. Its product is annotated as trace amine-associated receptor 1-like. Gene Ontology annotation, biological process: G protein-coupled receptor signaling pathway, coupled to cyclic nucleotide second messenger; chemical synaptic transmission. Gene Ontology annotation, molecular function: G protein-coupled serotonin receptor activity; neurotransmitter receptor activity. The coding region runs from base 1 to 939 and encodes 312 amino acids. The transcript has a single exon. NCBI's taxonomy places the organism in Eukaryota, Metazoa, Chordata, Actinopteri, Syngnathiformes, Syngnathidae. The record is from RefSeq and is a predicted model, not a curated record. Gene Ontology annotation, cellular component: membrane; dendrite.